AUGCCUCCAAAAAAAGGGGUAGGCAACAGCAAAGGCAAGCAGCCUGCUAAGCGCCCCAAAGUCAGUGGGCCUCCCCCUGAUUCGUCCUCUGAUGAGGAGGAUUCAGGGUCGCUCCGGCAGGAAAUUUUGGCCAAGUUGGCCUUAUUGGAACGGGCAAAAGGGGUUUCUUCUGGUCAGGUAGUUCCCGGCAGGGCUGGUAGGGCUUCUAAGAAGGUUUCCCGGGCCACUUUUCAGCGCGAUGUCCUCACGCGUCUUUCUGUUCUGGAAAGUUAUACAGGUGGUGAGAUGAGCGGUGCGGGCGUGCUUCAGGAAGAUCUGGACCGAGCUGGGCCUUCGGCACGGGCAGAGGAUGACACAGCCGAGGUGUCGGAGGUUCCUCCAGUAGCGGUGGCAGUGGAUCAAGUGGAGCCCGAGGGUGCUGUGGUUCGCCGUGGGAGGUGUCGGAUCCUCAUCUGCGGGCACAGCAUGGUCUUCUGGGCCGCCCAUCAGGCCAAGAGGACCCACCUCGGAUCCCAGCUUGGCCUCAGCCGUUGGGCCCAGAUCGAGUGGCAGGGCCGUCGGGGCCUGCGUUGGCCGGGCCUGUUGCCUCUCCUGUUUGAGGGAAGGUCUGCCCCUCCGCCUCAUUUUUUAGUUAUACAUUUAGGGGGUAAUGACUUAGGUUGGGUCAAGGGGAAGGCUCUUACGCUGCAAGCGCAAGCUGACCUUCGGUUUAUUUUGAGCCGGUGGCCGGGCGUUCUUAUUAUCUAUUCGGCCAUCCUCCCCCGGCGUGUAUGGAAGGAGGCUUUGGAUCAUGAUGCUGUCGAACGGACUAGGCGUAAGGCCAAUAAGGCCAUGUUUAAGGCUUUGGGUGAGGGCCUGGGGGUUUAUUUACCCCAUCCUCAAAUUAGGGACACGUACGCCGACCUCUUUAGGGGGGAUGGUGUUCACCUGUCCUUUAAAGGUUCAGCACCAGGUGGCACCAACGGAGCCCACUCAGCAGUGGCACAGAGGGAUGAAGAACUGAUGGUGGACUUUGAGUAUGAGGCGGUCUUGGAAUCUGCACCUGUGGCAGUGGCAGUAGACCCUGUGGAGCCUGUGGCCUUUUUUGGAGCACUGCACAUUAGUGAACUGGUUGUCCAGUUGAAGACGGACAAGUCUGGUCGGGCCUUAAUGGUGCAGGAUGUUAUGUUGAGGGAUGGAGAGGUUUCCCUCACGAUUCGUAAGUCCAAAAUGGACGAAAAGAAGGAAGGGGUGGUUAUUACCCUCGGGACCUGUGCGGACCCAGGGUUGUGUCCAUCUCGAGGCCAGGUGAUCAAUUCUACUUUCUUCGUCCGGAAACAAAUGUCCCCAACGGUUAAAAAAUUGGAGUGCUUGUACUACAAAGAAUCCCAGCUUUUGCGUAUCGCCAUCGAAAGUGGCUUCCAGUUUAAUCCAGUUUAA
Molecule: messenger RNA, 1419 nt
Organism: Eublepharis macularius
Lineage: Eukaryota; Metazoa; Chordata; Lepidosauria; Squamata; Eublepharidae
Exons: 5
Coding region: 1-1419 (472 amino acids)
Source: RefSeq, a predicted model, not a curated record